Messenger RNA from Uranotaenia lowii, 900 nucleotides. RefSeq lists its product as uncharacterized. Lineage: Eukaryota; Metazoa; Arthropoda; Insecta; Diptera; Culicidae. The record is from RefSeq and is a predicted model, not a curated record. The coding region runs from base 1 to 900 and encodes 299 amino acids. The transcript has a single exon.
AUGUAUCAGAACCUCACGAAACAAGUCCUGUUGUCCACAGCCAUUGUUCGCAUCCAGGAUUCUCUUGGCAAUACUCGACUAGCUCGAGCCUUGCUUGACUCGUGCUCCCAGUUUUGCUUCAUGACCACUCGCUUCAGCCAACAACUAAAACUGCGACAUGUUCCAGAAAACCUCACCGUUCAAGGCAUCGGUGGAUCACGAGCUGUGUCACGCAAACUGGUUGUAGCUUCCGUUCGUGCUCGGACCUCGUACAUCUCAGCUUUCAGCAGAGCUAUGAGCUUCUUUCUUUUGCCUGAGCUGACAGCCACACUUCCCGCAAAACGAGUCGAGUACGAGAGUUGGCGUUUACCCCACGAUGUUCAGCUUGCUGAUCCCAGAUUUUCGGAACCAGGAGAGAUCGACAUCAUUAUUGGCGCCGAGCACUUCUUUGAUCUGCUUCUGGAAGACAGAUUCAAGCUGACGAAUGAUGGCCCAAGCCUUCAAAACUCUGUUUUCGGAUGGAUAGUUGCUGGUACCAUUCCGAAUAAAUCUGUAUCCUGUUCGCCUUCCUCCGUGACUUGUUCAGUAGCAGAAAUUCAGGAGCAGCUCACUAAAUUCUGGGAACUGGAAUCGUGUAGGUCAGCAAGUACCCAAUCCGUGGAAGAGUCAACUUGUGAGGAGAUUUUUGCUGAAACCACCACCCGUGACUGCGACGGAAAAUUUGUUGUCUCUUUGCCGAAACGUGAUCACGUAAUUCGGCAACUGGAGGAGUCUCGUAACGCAGCACUGAGGCGAUUUUUCAGCGUAGUGAAGCAUUUCCAGUCCAACAGCGAAAAGAAGUCAGUGUUAGCGACAAUAUCCGCGCACUGUAAACGACGAUUUUACUGGGAAAUUUGUGCUUCCCGUAACUGUAAGUCUUAG